GUAAUUUUGAGAGGAAGUCGCUCUUACAUGCUGAGUAUAUAAACUGCACUUUACUUAGUGCGACCACUUUUUUCCCUUUUUUACGACAGUGAACAGUUCCACGGUGCGUCAGUUUUUGCAACAAUUAAUCUCACAUUAGAAAAAAAACAUUGCGGCUAUAUUACUCGAGCCAUGUAUUUAAAUAGCUUAGAGACUACAUGUGUGAAUUGAAUUUUAAAUUCCAUCAACAGUUUUGGCCUGACUUUCGUGAGGUGAUAUUUUAGGCUUAAUUCACAACAUUCAAGGUUCAACAUUCAACAAUUCUCACGAAGGUAACAACAUGUGCUACUCCAUAUGUCUGAUUUCCUGGAUGAUAGUUAUAUUAUGCCCCCUACAAAAAGUUCAAUCUCACCAAAAUGAAUGGUACAAGACAGCAACGAUUUAUCAAGUGUAUACAAGAUCAUUUAUGGAUUCAAAUAAUGAUGGUAAUGGGGAUUUGCAAGGUAUACUUGAAAAACUGGAUUACAUCCAAACUUUGGGAUUUGACACGGUUUAUGUUCAGUCCGUUUUCAAAUCCCCUUUCCUGGAUGGAGGAUUCGACGUUUCAGAUCAAAAAGACAUCAACCCAAUUUUCGGCACCACGAAUGAUUUGAAGAAUUUGAUCGAUGAAAUUCACAAAAGAGGAAUGAAGAUUCUUAUUGAUUUCGUCCCGAACCACACGAGUCAUGAACAUGAGUGGUUCAAGAAGUCUGUUAAAAGGGAGGCUCCAUACACUGACUUUUAUGUCUGGGAAAAUCCAAAAGAAUUUGACUCGCAGACAAACGAACCUAUCCCGCCGAACAAUUGGAUAGCUGUUUUUACUGGUUCUAUGUGGAAAUGGAGCGACGAAAGAAAUCAAUUUUACUUACAUCAGUUCUUACCCGUGGAACCUGAUCUGAACUAUCGAAAUCCAGCAGUGAGAGAGGCAAUGAAGGGCAUUCUUAAAUUUUGGUUAGAUUUGGAUGUUGAUGGGUUUCGGGUUGAUGCAAUUGGACAUUUGCUGGAAGAUAUAAUGCUGAGAGACAACCCAUGGAUACCUGGCAUGGUUGGAGUAAAUAACUAUCGUGCCCAGAUUCAUAAGUUCAGUAAAAACCAGGAGGAAAUGUACGAAGUAACGGACGAGUGGCGAUUGGUCUUAGAUGAGUAUACAAGAAAAACCAAUAGAUCCAGGAUAAUGGCAUUUGAAUCGUUUGAUCCUCCUGAAUUUGUUCAAAAACACAUGGGUAACGAGACACAUAAGAGACUACAUUUUGUACUGUGUCCAACAAUUUUUUUUCAUAGGCCAUAUAAUGCAAGUGGCAUUGUAGAUUUUAUUCAGACUCAAUUGAGGGUUUCGACACCAUCCGGAGUUCCAAGUUGGUCGGUUGGAAGUCAUGAUAUGGGUCGAUCGGGCGAUUUAGGUGGUUCAGAAAUAUCCCUGCCAUCUUUUAUGGUCGCUUUUUUACUCCCAGGAGUGGCAACCAGUUACUACGGCGAUGAGAUUUCAAUGAGCGAUCAACCUUUACGCCCGGAUCAAAAGAGUAACAUGGAUGCGUUUGAUCACCUUAAACACAGGACCCCGAUGCAGUGGGACGACUCUACUAAUGCAGGUUUUACGAGAACAAGGAAACCAUGGUUGCCCGUGAACCCAAAUUACUGGGCAAUCAACGUGAAGAGGCAACUAGGGGAAAAACACAGCCAGUUGAACAAUUGUAUACGUUUAAUAAAACUCAGGAGGACACCAACCAUCCUGAAUGGACAAUUAGCCAUAUGCACGCCAACUCCUUGGCUUUUUGUUUUUCAAAGGUAUCUACAUGGCGAAGCAUCAAUUGUUGUGGUCGUCAAUCUAGGCACAGAGAUGGAACUUAUCAGUCUAAAAGACUGCUCGUUUAAUCUGCCGAGGGUCAUGGAAAUUCAUACUGCAAGCUCCAGCUCUGGUUUCCAGAUCGGGGAUAAAUUCGUGGUGUGUGACUCCAGUAAUUUGACUAGUUGCCCUCGACUGCGUCCAAGAUCUGGAUUGGUUUUGACAUCCGCGAGAAGCUCCGAAAGCAGUUAUGCUGUCAAGUCUAAGCAUUCUAUUCUUAUUUUUGCUUUGUCACUUGUACUAUCCGCUUGUUAUUGGUAACAGUAUGACAUUUUAUACGCCAAAGGUUAAUUUUUGACAUUUUUUGUUUACAUGAUUAGUUUGACGGAUUCAACUAGAAUCUGUUUAACGAUAGUUAACGUUGUUUAAUUCCCUCGCCCGUUAGUUAUUCUUCAAUAGAAAACUAAACGACAUUUCGCUUUGAAUCUUAAUGAUAAUUUUUUAUGGUUUGGUUAGUUUUUUUUGUGAAGAAAUAGGACAACAGAUGACUUUAGACGACGUCUAGUGAUUCUGGUUGAAUUCAUGCAGUUGCGAAUUACAACAAGCUGCAGGUGCCAACACCAAUGUGUUGGAGAGUUGUCGUCAGUAUCGUCUUGUGUUAAGUACUACUUGUAUGCCUUCGAAAAGGCUGUCUUGUGCCAUGAGUGGCUUCGGCCCAACAAUAGUGUUUUUUGGUUGUUCGGCACGGUAUAGUAAUUCAAAAAAACAUAUUUUGUCGUUGGUAAGAAGUCGUAACCUAUCAAUUGCAGUCAAUUUUUUUUCCCGUCUCCAAAAGUUCUUUGAUUCUCUUUCCAAAAAAAGUAAGUAAUAAAAACGAAGAAAAAAAACCUAAAAAUAAACAGUGUUGACGAAAA
Bemisia tabaci is the source of this 2715-nucleotide messenger RNA. Its product is annotated as probable maltase. Gene Ontology annotation, biological process: carbohydrate metabolic process. The record is from RefSeq and is a predicted model, not a curated record. NCBI's taxonomy places the organism in Eukaryota, Metazoa, Arthropoda, Insecta, Hemiptera, Aleyrodidae.